AUGGUCAACGCUAUGAGAGCAGCUAUCGUCAGGGUGUUCUCGACGAAGCACUCGCUCACUCUCCCAGCGGCUGCGCUGGCUUACAUCGAGAAGGAGCUCACGGAGAAUGAGAUUCCGCAGGCUGAAUGGGUGAGUGGUUUGGAAUUCUGGGCAAAGGAAUACCUCAAGGGAGAAGAAUCAUCAUCUCUGGUCAAUCUUCCUGCUCUGAAAAGGGCGUAUGAGAUCCUGCAACUAGGGGCCAUUGACGAUGAUGAUGCGCCCGAUCCGACUGAGAUUAACAUUGAGGCGCACUUCUCGGUGGUUGAUGCGUUUGAUAUGCCGCCUGUGCAUUUCGAUGCUAUUCGAGGGGGUUUCACGACGAGCAAGACGAAAAGUAUAGGAGGACAACCAAGUAGUCGUUCUGCCUUCUUGCGCGAAAGAUGGGGUAUCAUCAAAGAGAUCAUUCUGCGAAACGAGAACUUCACACCGCCAGCACUAGGAGGUCAUGAUCGAGCUUCAUACCUCAAGCUCACGUCCAUCCGGAACCUCCUCGGUCGGGCAGGACAGCUGUUCUUGCUCUUCGGGAUGCUGAGUCGGGAUCCGCAAGGGCGGCUGUGCCUGGAAGAUGGGGAAGGGAGGGUGGUACUGGAUAUGGUGGAUGCGGUGCCUGGAGAAGGGCUGUUCACGGAGGGCUGCAUGGUCAUGAUUGAAGGAGAAUACACCAUUGAGGAGAAUGUGAGGGUGUUGGCUAUGGGCCACCCGCCCAGUGAGAAAAGGGAUGUAGCGAGGGGUUUGCAUGGUCAUGUAGACUUCUUAGGAACAGGUGCUGUGUCGCUCAAGGAGGAAGCGAAAUACCUUCCUACAGUCAGUGCCAACUCGCAAGUAUCAUUUGUGAUACUCUCGGACGUUUGGCUGGACCACCCUCGCACACUGCCAGCUUUACGGAGGAUGUUUGAGGGAUACGCCGGCGCCGCAGAGUUCCGGCCGAUGGCGUUCGUGUUGUGCGGCAACUUUUCACAAGGGGGCUGGGAGGGCGAAGGCGGAUUGAAAAGAUACACCAACGGCUUCAAUGCGCUCACCGACCUCCUCGUCUCCCUCCCCCUACUCCACACUUCUCACUUCAUCUUUGUCCCCGGCCCCCUAGAUCCCUGGUCCUCCGCCACCCUCCCCCGUCCACCUCUCCCUCAAACCUUCACCUCGCGCCUCGCAGCGCGGAUACCGAAAGCUCGCUUCGUCAGUAAUCCAUGUCGGAUCCGGUACUUUGGGCAGGAACUGGUCAUCUGCCGAGAAGACUUGAUGGGCCGGAUGAUGCGGAACCUAGUCAGCGUCAAAGAUGAAGAAGCGAACAUGAAGCGUUUCGAGCUGACCGCCCAGCUCGUCCAGACUGUUCUAGACCAGAUACACCUCUCCCCCCUCCCCCUCGCCAUCCGACCUACAUUAUGGGAGCAUGACCACGCCCUUCGUCUGUACCCCAUGCCGAGCUCAGUCGUCCUCGCGGACAAGUAUGAGCGGUAUGAACUCACGUAUGAGGGAUGCCACGUCUUCAACCCUGGUCGGUUUGUGUGUGGAGGUGGAGCGGCGGGAGGGGAGUUUGAGUGGUCGAUGUAUUAUCCGGCGACGGGUCGGAGUGAGCGAAGCGCUUUGACCCUUGAUUGA
Messenger RNA from Dioszegia hungarica, 1635 nucleotides. RefSeq names its product DNA polymerase alpha/epsilon subunit B-domain-containing protein. Gene Ontology annotation, cellular component: epsilon DNA polymerase complex. NCBI's taxonomy places the organism in Eukaryota, Fungi, Basidiomycota, Tremellomycetes, Tremellales, Bulleribasidiaceae. The coding region runs from base 1 to 1635 and encodes 544 amino acids. The transcript is spliced from 14 exons. The record is from RefSeq and is a predicted model, not a curated record. Gene Ontology annotation, molecular function: DNA binding. Gene Ontology annotation, biological process: error-prone translesion synthesis; DNA-templated DNA replication.